AUGAGCGGCCUCCUCUCCUUCCUCCUCCUCCUCCUCCUCCUCUUCCUCAGCACCGGCCUCGCCGCGGGGGGGGACCCCCGGGAGGGAGGUGUCGCCGAGCCGUCGCGGGUGAGGUUCAGCCUCCGCUCGUCAUCGGCGGCCUCCGAGGAUGAAGGCUGCGAGCUGGCCGUGGGGCCCGGCGGGAGCCUGGCCGAGUGCGGCUUCAACGCGACGGCCAAGAGCUUCUUCAUCAUCCACGGCUGGACGAUGAGCGGCAUGUUCGAAACGUGGCUGGGCAGCCUGGUGGCGGCCCUGCAGGAGAGGGAGAAGGACGCCAACGUGGUGGUGGUGGACUGGCUCGCGCUCGCCCACCAGCUCUACACGGACGCGGUGAACAACACGCAGCUCGUCGGGAAGAGCAUAGCCAGGCUGCUCGACUGGUUACAGGAGAACCCCCUCUUCAAGCUCGACAACGUCCACCUGAUCGGGUACAGCCUGGGCGCCCACGUCGCUGGCUUCGCUGGUAACCACGUCCGGGGGACAAUUGGCAGAAUUACAGGCUUGGAUCCAGCCGGCCCGAUGUUUGAAGGAGUGGACCCCAGCAAGCGCCUCUCCCCUGACGAUGCCAGCUUUGUGGAUGUCCUGCACACCUACACGAGGGAAACGCUAGGUGUUAGCAUCGGGAUCCAGAUGCCCGUUGGCCACGUUGACAUCUACCCCAACGGGGGUGACUUCCAGCCCGGCUGUGGAUUAAGCGAUGUCUUAGGAGCAAUUGCCUAUGGGACACUUGGUGAAGUUGUUAAAUGUGAGCACGAGCGGUCUGUGCACCUGUUUGUGGACUCCCUCGUGAACCAAGAUAAACAAAGCUUCGCGUUUCAAUGUACUGAUUCCAGUCGCUUCAAGAAGGGAAUCUGCCUGAGCUGCCGGAAGAACCGCUGCAGCGGCAUUGGCUACAAUGCCAGGAGAACGCGGAACAAAAGAAACAGCAAGAUGUACUUAAAAACAAGAGCUGACAUGCCGUUCAAAGUCUACCAUUACCAGAUGAAAAUGCACGUCUUCAGCUACAAAAGCUUGGCGGAGGCCGACCCCACUUUCUCCGUCACCCUUCACGGCACCAACGGAGACUCCGAACCCCUCUCCUUAGAGAUGCUGGAUCAAAUCGGCCUAAAUGCUACUAACACCUUCCUGGUCUAUACCGAAGAGGACAUGGGGGAGCUCUUAAAAAUCAAGCUCACCUGGGAGGGCACGUCUCAGUCGUGGUACGAUCUGUGGAAAGAGCUGAAGAGUUACUGGUAUCGGCCAGCCAAGGUUUCCCAGGAACUGCACAUCAGGAGGAUACGCGUGAAGUCGGGGGAAACGCAACAGAGGUUUGCUUUCUGCGUAGAGGACUCCCAGCUGACCAGCAUAUCUCCUGGUAAAGAGCUCUGGUUUGUCAAGUGCGCAGACGAUUGGAAAAAAAGAUCUGUCUCAAACUUGCUCUGAAGACUUCCCUGAAGACUUCCAGCGGAGCGACCUAGAUGCACGAGGACCACAGCGGUGGGAAGAUGCUCUGGCAACAACCUGGCUUGGUAGCACUUAAAGCAAAUAGCUUUUUGAGACAAAACCUCUUGAACCGGGUGCAAGAAAACGAAGAGAAAUUGAUGGACUGUGGUCCUACACCUAGAAUAACUAGAACAACAUCCUCCCUUCCCCUGGGGAGCCUGGCUUACGCAUUUAGCCUUACCUUGACCUGUUAGAUGCUGUGUUUCCUGCCUGCUCCCACUAACCAGAGCUACAGAUGAGAUCUCUGGAGACCUCAGCGAUGAUCUUCUGGUCUGUCUGCCGGGGGAGCUGAGAAGAUAACCGUGCUCACCGCUCAGCGGGCUGCUGGUAACAGAGCUGCCAAGAACAAGUUAGCGUCUAGCGGAGGCGUUGCUGCAAAUCCUAUAGCACUGGGGGCCGGGGGAGGAUGAGACUGGCGCACACCGAGCGUGUGGAGCUCUUUAGGGGAGGGGUGGGAAUAAGCACGACGCCACUUCGCCUUGUCCUGUGACUUCACCUUGUCCCGUGCCUUGAAAAUCCGUUCCGUGUCUGGCUGGGGGGGGGAGAUGUGUACCUGUCGCCUCGUGUGAAGGCAGCGCUCCGUCCUCUCCCUGUAGCCAGAGCCAAACACGAGGGAGAAGGCUUCUGGUGGUGCUGGCAGCUGCUCCCCUUGCUCCCCAGCAAGGCUGUGAGGUCCCGCGUGUUCACCUCUUCGCAAGAGGCAAACGGCAGCUGCCCUUCUACCGACUGGAGCAGAGGAGGAAGGUAACAAACUGUGUACCCUUCCAGGAGAGCUUUGCACCACUCCUCGUAACUACUGAGACCGCGUUCAUCCCUGCUCCGUUGCUGCUGGAGUUCCAGUGCGUAAUCAAGACCUGAUUUCCUAAUUAAGACCUGAUUUUUAUGCGAAGCACUUAACUGAGCCAGCCAGACAACAGCCUGCCUUCCUCGCCACAACGCCCCGCUUGGAUUCCCAGCUGCCAGAUGAGCUGGGCUUUGCUCUGAGUUGGCCAGCCCACAGCCGUCCUGUUUGCUACAGCACCUCCUCAGAGGUGAACUAUUUAUUUAUUACUUUUAAUUUCCGGAAGGAGACUCGGCGUAACAGCUCUCCAACUAUCGGCGUGCAGAAAGGCAGUCUUCAGAGGGUGUUGCCACGUGGUGCACUGAGUCCCGAAGACCGAGCAAGCCCUUUGAGGCCCGCAGUUCUCAGAGUUUUUGUCGUAGAGCUUCAAUCCAACCAAAGCAAGCACAUUUGGAGGUCUCCUUUUUUUUUUUUCCCUUUCUCCACGGUUUUAUGCAAAGGCUUCGGUAAUUGAAGCCUUUGGUAAGUAGCUGAGGCUUGUCGCCGUGCCAUCCUGAGAGUGGUUUCAAAGCCCUGUUUGUAUAUCGUGGUUUUUGUACGACUUAAAAGCCUUAUUUAUUUCUCCUACUGUACAUAUGUAAAGUUUUAAAGAUUUUUGGUUCUGAGCAACACUUUUUAUAAGCCUUAAGACAAAAAACAAUAAAGAGUAAAGAUCCUUGAA
This is a messenger RNA of Oxyura jamaicensis (ruddy duck), 3023 nucleotides long. RefSeq names its product lipase G, endothelial type (gene LIPG). Gene Ontology annotation, molecular function: protein binding; lipoprotein lipase activity. Bases 1 to 1461 code for a protein of 486 amino acids. The record is from RefSeq and is a predicted model, not a curated record. NCBI's taxonomy places the organism in Eukaryota, Metazoa, Chordata, Aves, Anseriformes, Anatidae. The transcript has 10 exons. Gene Ontology annotation, biological process: lipid metabolic process.